AUGGUGGAGUUAAAGCAGCGUCUCCUUUGGCUGCUUUAUGAUCUUGGUCUCCUCUCACGCUACCCACUUGGACUUACAAAUUUGGCUGACCUUGAAGAUUCCUUCCCCACAUUGGGCCGGCCUGCGCCGUCACUUUCUACGCCUCCGCUAUCUGAUAACCAACCUGUUAUCCAAUUGCCAACUCGUUCCAUCCCUUCCCAUAUCUCACCUACUCCUUCCUCUGGGACCGCAUCCGAGUACACUCAAGGACUCUUGGACACUGCAAAUAUUCAGUUCUUUACGUCUUACUUCCCCUUUGAGCGGCGAGCAUAUCCCCUUUAUAGACAACCAGAUCCUGCGACAUCACCCAUCCGAGCUGCGCACUCGGGACACUUUUCAUCUCCUGCAAAUUCUCCAUCUCCACUGGCAUCAUCAUCUUCACCGCUUUUGGCAUCUCCUUCUCCUUUCCAUCCUGCCUCAAACUCAGUUUCGCCAUCAACUUGUCCUGCCUUAGCACUUUACCAUGAGGCAGUCCGUGUUGACCUAACUUACUAUGAUAAUCAGCAUGUCUAUCCCUACACUUGCUUGGCAGGAUACUAUCUACGUCAUGGCAAUCGUCGCGGCGCCUUACGGCAUUGGGCUCAUGCUGCUCAGGUCAUAGGACAGUAA
Protopolystoma xenopodis is the source of this 648-nucleotide messenger RNA. The record is from the annotation of a GenBank genome assembly. Lineage: Eukaryota; Metazoa; Platyhelminthes; Monogenea; Polystomatidea; Polystomatidae.